AGGAAGUGAUCAAAUUAUUGGGCUGUGACGAGCUACGUCUACUUGAACAGUACUACUUCUACAAGUGACAAAGUCAAAGGCUGUCCUUCGAUCUACUAGAACAAAUCAAGGAAAGGAGUGCCAGUUAAUUUCGUUGGAUACAUGUAUUUGAACAGGCGUUGGUUGAUUUUCCCUCUCCCACCCUAUUUCCCUCUCCUUGUUAAUGAUUUCAGCAACAUAUUAGAAUACGUGUUUCAUGGCAAAAAUUCCUCAAAAGUGCAUGUCUACAAUCAAGGCCGAUUCUGAUGUAACAAGAGCGCAUCUUCAAUUGACGGCAGUCAUGUGGACAGGAGCAAAACGUCAAUUAUCCUUUGUUAGGACUCGCAACGCUGCAUCGGAAAAAUGAGGCCUGCUGGUCUAAUCGCGGGAAAAAGGGUAGGGCAGAGUUCGGUUUGCUGCUCGACGAUGACAAGUACCCGAGAGGCAAAUAAGUCUGGCGCUUUGAUUCAGAUGAUGUUUGUUCGAUUUCUCUUCCUAAUAUCAGCAUUGGAUGUGGAGAAUCUCUUCCAGCACGCAGUUCCAUCAUCGCAUUAUCCGCAAUCAAGAUUGGGAGACACGCGGUUUUCAUCGAUAGUCUCAAACUGCGCGCGUGGCGGGACGCUCUUCGCUGCCGCGACUACUCCACCUCCGCCACUGGAGUACUUUGGCGUGCCGGGUGUCAACCCAGCUGGAAGUGUCGGCAUCAUCGCACCUGUCUUUAGGAAAGGCGACGUUUUUCUCGCACUUCUCGAUACUCCAAGUACGAGGGCUUUCUAGAACUUGCUCAUACAAAAACAUUUGAAUUUAGAUUUAUUCGACAAUCAUGCAGUGCAGCUGCAUUAUUUUUUCUUUCAGUAGCUUAACUUUUCAUCCUGGAAAUGCAAGUAUAUUAUACUACUAACUUUGUCGUGACAAAGGCAACUCACUGACUACUUCAUCGCCAAUGAGGAACUUCAACUUAUGGCUAUGCCAACUCUCCCAUAGCCAUAAUCAAUGUCGAUGAGCUUAACAUUCAAGAUGGGUACGCAGCUAACGCUGGCUUGCGGUUUCAAGAACGUUUUUCUACUUGUCCGAAUUAAUAAUAGACGAAGUCAACAAAGUCUUGUUUUAACGGGGGCAUGAAAAAAUGACUCCUGAUGAAAAUUCAACGCUAAUCUGUGCAAAAAAAAUUGCAACUUUCGCGGCAUCUGCAAGGACGAAACCUGUUACUGUCAGCCAGGGUAUCACGGGUCUACGUGUGGAAAGGAGACGCUGUCAAAACGCGGCACUUACGCACUCGAUGAGGUCGCUCUUGUCGCAGUGGGAGUCUGCAUAUGGUAUCCUCAUCAAUCUACACGCAUGGUCCUAUUUAUGACUAAGGGCAUCAUCAAAACUAACUGCUUACAUUCCCGUCGCGUUUAUUUUGUUCUCUGCAUGAUCAAAUACUUAUUACACUGCAUAGCAUACUGGUGAUGCUACUUCCCUUGAUGUUCUCCCUUUAUCGCGUUUAAUGCUGGGCUCAUGAUCGUGGAGAUUGUGGACGAUGUUUGUUCCUAGGAUUAUCUCCGAGCGUAAAUCGUCUACUUCCAUACACGUGAAGUUCGUACCUUGCAUUGAUGAUUAUCACGAGUGACUAGCCACAAUAAUAGCCGGUUGUCAACUAUGCUGUGCCUGUGCAUGAGGAGACUUUUCGAUAACAAAGUUUUUUCGAUUCUUGUUACUUCUGCAUCUUGAUGUUGAUCUGUUCCACUUCCACACGUAAAAGUUGGCACUUCAUGAUCUGAUGAACAACAAGUACUGAUUGCAGGUUAUUAGAAGUAGCUGCUUGAUGAAUUGCUGGUGCUCUAGGUCUAGCUCUAGUUCCUAUUUAUUUUUAUUUUUGAGGUUCUGCAUGUUGACGUUCGGGUUUUUGCAGUAUCAGGAGUAUUCAAAAAAAGCCGUCGAACGUGCGAUGGGUUAUGCAGUCUAAAAGCCGACCGAUGCCGUAUGAGAUAGACUUGGUGACAGUCAAGUAAACCUGUUGGAGGCGUUAUGACGAUGUGCUGCAUGGUGAAAAGCACAGGAGAAGCAAUAUGGUCAAUGCACGAGAGCGGGCACGAGCGAGUUACCCUUUGUUACUAGAUCGAGGAUGCAGUUUAAGUCGAGGGUAAGUACGCCCGAAGACAGAUAGUAGUACGUGGAAGAUAGUGGCGGGUACUGCAAGAAGAUUAUUUGUCAUCAAAUUGAAAUUUGGUCUCACUAACGUUGUUGUUGGGGACAACAAGGACUAUGCUUGAGCCUCUCUUAACUAGGGAAGUUGCUCCUCUGGGCCCCACGUGGCAAAUAUAGUGGGCUAGGAAGUUCCUCCUUACUGCAACAAGAUUUUUUUAGCUUCCUUGACUAUUUUGAAAACGAGAAAGAGAGAAGAAAAAA
Molecule: messenger RNA, 2409 nt
Organism: Amoebophrya sp. A25
Lineage: Eukaryota; Dinophyceae; Syndiniales; Amoebophryaceae
Source: the annotation of a GenBank genome assembly